CUUAUCAACGGAGUCCAACCAUGCACAAGAGGGUCCAUUCUUCACAUGAAGCUUGAAGCAAAAUUGUCAUCAGAGGAAGUGGAGACUGGUGGGAAAGUGUUUUCUUACGAGACUUGUGGUAAAAACCCACUGAGCGACAGAAUCUACACUUAUGCAAGAGACUGCAUACGUGUACAUGUAGGCCUACUUGUGUAAAACAAUAUUUUGCAAGAAUUGUUGUAAUAAGGCCUGUGUUAUUAGAGGGGUCCAACCAUUAAGAGGGUGGAUCCACAGUGGUGAUGAAAAACUAUAUGAUUAUGAGGCAUGUGGAAAAGCCUUUUCUCUAAAAGGACAUCUAAGCAGACACGAAAGGAGGUACAUAGGUGAGAGGCCAUAUAUGUUUGUGAGACCUGUGGUAAAUCCUGUCUCGCUAAGGUGAUCUAAAUAGACAUAAGAAUGUACAUCAAUAAGAAACCAUUUGUUUGUAAGACCUGUGAUCAAGCCUUUUCUGUCAAAGGUAGUCUACAGGUACAUGAAAGGGUGCAUACUGGAGAAAAACCAUUUGUUUGUGAGACCUGUGGUAAAGCCUUUCGUAAGCAAUGUCAUCUAAAAUACAUGAAAGAAUACACAGCGGCGAGAAACCAUUUGUUUGUGAGACCUGUGGUAAAGCCUUUUCUGACAAAGGUUAUCUACGUAGACAUACAAAAAUACACACCGGUGUUAAACCAUAUGUUUGUGAGACCUGCGGUAAAGCCUUUUCUGCCAUAUGUCAUCUACAGGGACAUGAAAGGGUGCACACUGGAGAAAAACCAUUUGUUUGUGAGACCUGUGGUAAAGCCUUUUCUGUCAAAGGUAAUCUAAAUAGACAUGAAAGGGUGCAUACUGGAGAAAGACCAUUUGUCUGUGAAAUCUGUGGUAAAGCCUGGUCUGGCAAGGGUGAUCUCAAUAGACAUGAAAGGGUGCACACUGGAGAAAAACCAUUUGUUUGUGAGACCUGUGGUAAAGCCUUUCGUAGGAAAUGUAAUCUACAUGGACAUGAAAGCGUGCACACUGGAGAAAAACCAUUUGUUUGUGAGACCUGUGGUAAAGCCUUUCGUAGGAAAUGUUAUCUACAGGGACAUGAAAGGGUGCACACUGGAGAAAAACCAUUUGUUUGUGAGACCUGUGGUAAAGCCUUUUUUGAGAAAUUUAAUCUAAAAAUACAUGAAAGAAGACACACAGGUGAAAAACCAUUUGUUUGUGAGACCUGUGGCAAAGCCUUUUCUGUCAAAGGUGAUCUACAGCGACAUAAAAGGGUGCAUUCUGGAGAAAAACCAUUUGUUUGUGAAAUCUGUGGUAAAGCCUUUUCUGUCAAAGGUGAUCUAGAAAUACAUGAAAGAAAACACACCGGUGAAAAACCAUUUGUUUGUGAGACCUGUGGUAAAGCCUUUUCUGACAAAGGUAAACUACGUAGACAUACAAAAAUACACACCAGUGUUAAACCAUAUGUUUGUGAGACCUGUGGUAAAGCCUUUUCUGUCAAAGGAAAUCUACAGAUACAUAAAAGGGUGCAUACUGGAGAACGACCAUUUGUCUGUGAAAUCUGUGGUAAAGCCUGUUCUGGCAAGGGUGAUCUCAAUAGACAUGAAAGAAUGCACACCGGUGAAAAACCAUUUGUUUGCGAGACCUUUGGUAAAGCCUUUCGUAAGAAAUAUCAUCUAAAAAUACAUGAAAGAAUACACAGCUGUGAGAAACCAUUUGUUUGUGAGACCUGUGGUAAAGCCUUUUCUGUUAAAAGUACUCUAAGUGGACAUGAAAAAAUACAUAUCGGUGUUAAACCAUAUGUUUGUGAGACUUGCGGUAAAGCCUUUUCUGCCAAAUGUCAUCUACAGGUACAUGAAAGAGUGCACACUGGAGAAAAACCAUUUGUUUGUGAGACCUGUGGUAAAGCCUUUUCUGUUAAAAGUACUCUAAGUGGACAUGAAAAAAUACACAUCGGUGUUAAACCAUUUGUUUGUGAGACCUGUGGUAAAGCCUUUUCUGUUAAAAGUACUCUAAGUGGACAUGAAAAAAUACACAUCGGUGUUAAACCAUUUGUUUGUGAGACCCGUGGUAAAGCCUUUUCUGUCAAAGGCAGUCUACAUGUACAUGAAAGGGUGCAUACUGGAGAAAAACCAUUUGUCUGUAAAAUAUGUGGUAAAGCCUGUUCAGGCAAGGGUGAUCUCACUAGACAUGAAAGGGUGCACACUGGAGAAAAACCAUUUGUUUGUGAGACCUGUGGUAAAGCCUUUCGUAGGAAAUGUCAUCUACAGGGACAUGAAAGCGUGCACACUGGAGAAAAAACAUUUGUUUGUGAGACCUGUGGUAAAGCCUUUUCUGUCCAAGGCAGUCUACAUGUACAUGAAAGGGUGCAUACUGGAGAAAAAACAUUUGUUUGUGAAAUCUGUGGGAAAGCCUUUUCUAACCAGAAUGAACUUACUAGACAUGAAAGAAUGCACACCGGUGAAAAACCAUUUGUUUGUGAGACCUGUGGUAAAGCCUUUUCUGUCCAAGGCAGUCUACAUGUACAUGAAAGGGUGCAUACUGGAGAAAAACCAUUUGUUUGUGAAAUCUGUGGGAAAGCCUUUUCUUACCAGAAUGAACUCACUAGACAUGAAAGAAUGCACACCGGUGAAAAACCAUUUAUUUGUGAGACCUGCGGUAAAGCCUUUUCGUUCAGUUAUAUUCUAAGUAGACAUGAACGAAUUCACACCAAUGAGAAACCAUUUGUUUGUGAGACUUGCGGUAAAGCCUUUUCUGACACAGGUAGUCGAAACAGGCAUGUAAAAAUACACAUCGGUAAACCAUUGUUUAUGUGA
Messenger RNA from Patiria miniata (bat star), 2816 nucleotides. RefSeq names its product zinc finger protein 91-like. The coding region runs from base 579 to 2816 and encodes 745 amino acids. Gene Ontology annotation, biological process: regulation of transcription by RNA polymerase II. The transcript has a single exon. The record is from RefSeq and is a predicted model, not a curated record. Gene Ontology annotation, cellular component: nucleus. Gene Ontology annotation, molecular function: DNA-binding transcription factor activity, RNA polymerase II-specific; RNA polymerase II transcription regulatory region sequence-specific DNA binding. Lineage: Eukaryota; Metazoa; Echinodermata; Asteroidea; Valvatida; Asterinidae.